This is a messenger RNA of Ostreococcus tauri, 1188 nucleotides long. RefSeq names its product Protein of unknown function DUF72. The transcript has a single exon. The coding region runs from base 1 to 1188 and encodes 395 amino acids. Lineage: Eukaryota; Viridiplantae; Chlorophyta; Mamiellophyceae; Mamiellales; Bathycoccaceae. The record is from RefSeq and is a predicted model, not a curated record.
AUGCGCAAGCCCCAAAGCGCGGACCAACCGAUACCAUCAACGUCUAGCUUCGACGUCAAGGCGCUGCGCGGUCGUCUCGUCCACGGGACGUGCGGAUGGGCGGCGAAGAGUCAAAUUUUAAGCUUUUACACCAAGGACGAAGCGUCGACGGGCGAGCGUCGUUUACCACGAUAUGCCGAGCGAUUCGGAUGCGUCGAAGUCGACAGCACGACGUACGCUAUUCCACAGAGAGAAAUCGUCCAAAGGUGGGUGGACGCGACGCCGGAAGGGUUUUCGUUCAUUGUGAAGGCUUUCGGAGCGUUUUGCGCAAGCAGCGUCGACGCCCGAAAUUUACCUCGAGACAUUCGAGAAAUGUGCGGGACGCCGAGUGGGAGGGUGCGGUACGCGUCAAUGUCGCCGCACGCGAAGGAUGCACUUUGGGAACGAUUUAACGUCGCGUUGGCACCGAUAAUAGACGCCGGGAAGCUCGGGUGUGUGGUGUUCCAAUUUCAUCUGAGCCAACCGCCGAGCGAAUCGUUGCGUGCGCACGUGCUCGAUUGUCAGGCUCGAUUGUCAGGCGCACGCGUGGCCGUGGAGUUUAGAAAUAGGGAUUGGAUCACGGGCUCGGUCGGGGACGAGACCGUGUGCUGGGCGAAGGAGAACGACUUGCUGUUAGUCGCCGCCGACGAGCUCGAGCACGAGACAUUUCAGAGGGAUCGAGAGCAAAGUGGUCUCCCUCCGGGAGCGAUACGACGCCGAAUGUUUACGAGAUUGGAGAAAACAGUCGAUUGGGGCUCGCUUAUUAGAGUUCACAGACGUUACGGCACCAAGGAGCGCAUUCUCGACGACGGCGAGAUUGGUUUCUGGGUGGAACAGCUCGCCGGAUUUGACGCACCUCAAAAUGGCCCGGUCUGGGUCGCCUGGGGUACCGAGUGGCUCGACGCCCCACUCACGAACGCAAACGCACUUGACAAAGCAGCGGGUGAAGCGUGGUCGUUCGACUGGUAUGGCACUCGUAGCUCGCGAGCGCGCCCAAAAUCAUCCGCCGCCGAAUCGUCAUCCAUCGCUCGGCUCUUCGCCGCGGCGCCGCCGCGCUCGAAGAACGAUGCCACGCGCGUGAUUGCAUCCACGGAGAAGCGCGUGAAGCCCAAGACACUCUCCGCGUGCUGGGCGCGCGCCGACGCCACGGUAGCAAAUCCGAGUCCUUAG